Molecule: messenger RNA, 2218 nt
Organism: Oncorhynchus kisutch (coho salmon)
Lineage: Eukaryota; Metazoa; Chordata; Actinopteri; Salmoniformes; Salmonidae
Product: xaa-Pro aminopeptidase 3
Exons: 10
Coding region: 233-1756 (507 amino acids)
Biological process (GO): proteolysis
Cellular component (GO): mitochondrion
Molecular function (GO): metalloaminopeptidase activity; manganese ion binding
Source: RefSeq, a predicted model, not a curated record
ACAAGCACGUCAGACAGACGCAUUUAUCGACAUGAUACAGUCACAAAUUCCUACAUGUUGGCUGUCGUAUGAAGAGGUAGUCGUUUUGUAUAGUUUACGUUUGAUGUUUAGUCUGCUAAAGUAUUUAUAUUUUAUGUAAUUGUGUAUACCGCAAUACAAUUUAGCGCCACCACUUGUGGACAUCAUGAUGAUGCGAGUUAACUGUCGCUGAUAGUCUGACCGACUUGCAACAAUGUUGCCCUCACUUAACAUUUUGACCAGAUCCAUUACCCAAUUGGUGUCACACUCAAAGUUUUGGAGUCAAUGUCAUCUGUGGUGCCCAUGCCGGAAUGUCUCCGUUAUACCAGGAGGGUGGAAACCACGGAAGGUUCCACCAAGAUACCUCGGCCAGCUAAGCCCCUUCACUCAUCCACACCUCAUAAAAAAUGGUGAGGUGACCCCUGGCUUAACCCAAACAGAGUUUGAUCUCCGUCGGCAAAGACUGGCCUCUCUCAUCGAGGUUCAGGCAGAUCGGCUGGGACCCACUGCUUCGUCCAACAAACACCUCGUCAUUGUCCUGUCCCACCCAAUCUGCUACAUGACCAAUGACAUCCCCUACCCCUUCCACCAGAACCAGGACUUCCUCUACCUCACAGGCAUCCUUGAACCAGACAGCGCCCUGGUUCUAUGUGGUACUGGCCGCCCGGACCAGGCCAUCCUCUUUGUACCCCGCAGGGACCCGGCCAGGGAGCUGUGGGACGGGCCCAGGUCAGGGAAGGAUGGGGCGGCAGCGUUGACCGGGGUCGAGAGGGUCCAUUGCACAGAAGAGUUGGGACUUGUACUCAAAAGCCUUAAAGGUAGCACUGUGUGGUAUGAUGGCUCCAAGCCCUGCCACCCUGGGCUCCACCAAACCCAUGUUCGGCCUCUGCUGGAAGGGGGGCCCAUAGUGCGCUCUCUCAGACCCCUUACACACUCCCUCAGGGCCCUCAAGAGCCCAGCCGAGGUGGCUCUCAUGAAGGAGGCUGGUCGCAUCACAGCACAGGCAUUCAAAAAGACUAUGAGUAUGUCUCAAGGGGAUAUUGAUGAAGCUCUACUGUAUGCUAAGUUUGAUUUUGAGUGCCGUGCCCACGGAGCCAAUUUCUUGGCCUAUCCUCCUGUGGUUGCUGGUGGAAACCGAGCCAAUACACUUCAUUACAUAAACAACAACCAGAUUGUCAAGAAUGGGGAGAUGGUGCUACUUGAUGGAGGGUGUGAAUACUUUUCUUAUGUCAGUGAUAUUACUCGCACCUGGCCGGUGAACGGAAAGUUCAGCCCUGCCCAGGCAGAGUUGUAUGGGGGGGUGUUGGAGGUGCAGAAGGCCUGUCUGUCUCUGUGCUCCCCAGGAGUCAGUCUGGACCACAUCUACAGCACCAUGUUGGCUCUGCUGGGACGCCAACUCAAACAGCUGGGUAUCGUGAAGGGCUCCACCAGUGAUGCUGAUACACUUAAGGCGGCGAGGCGCUACUGCCCCCACCAUGUUGGUCACUACCUGGGCAUGGAUGUGCACGAUACCCCUGAGCUUUCCCGCUCUCAGCCCCUCCAGCCUGGAAUGGCAAUCACAAUAGAGCCAGGGCUGUACAUAUGUGAGGACGAUGACCAGGUUCCAGAGCGAUUCCGUGGACUUGGGGUGAGAAUAGAGGACGACGUUGUGAUUCAAGACGAGAUAAACCCCUUGAUACUGUCCUCUGACACACCCAAAACCAUUGCUGAUGUUGAAAGAGCCUGUGCACAGAGUUAGGGCUGAGAGAGACCAGACAUGGGGAGGGUAUAUACCUUGCUCCCAACUGAAGUGUGACCGUAUACACUCCUCAAAAUGCUGAGUGUGAGCAAGAGUGAGUGUUCAUCCCUCUCGAGUGACUGGUCACAUUUCAGUGGGUUCUUCUUCGGUAUUGGCGAUUGCACAAUUUAAUGUGCAUCCUGCCAGCUACUGUGCGGGAUGGAAACGGGGUUUCCCCAAAAAGCGUAACAACCAACAAAAAAUUAACAAACUACCAAAAAUUAAAUAUCAAAACAACUUCACUGUUAAAAAAUAAACUGAUCUGAUCCCUACACAGGCUCAGGGGGAGCCUGGGAGGGCGGGCUGUCUUCCGGCGCCAAUACCCCUUCGAAGUGCUUCAGAUGUAUACUAAACAAAAAUAUAAAGUGUUGGUCCCAUGUUUCAUGAGCUGAAAUAAAAAAGGUCCCUGAAAUGUUCCAUAGA